Molecule: messenger RNA, 708 nt
Organism: Clonostachys byssicola
Lineage: Eukaryota; Fungi; Ascomycota; Sordariomycetes; Hypocreales; Bionectriaceae
Source: the annotation of a GenBank genome assembly
AUGCCCUGGAAUCUUCUUUAUGAUACCUCUACUUGUACUUCUUGGGGCCAACGAUCGAGUAGAGACCGACUAGACAGAGGAGAGAUAUUCGGCGCAACGGCGGAUCCAGGCCUCAAGAAUCCAGAGGUUGUCCUCGAGAACAAAGAGGAUCUUGAUCUGCAUGGAAAAGGCAGCUUGGAGGUCAUCAUCCCUGCCAACGUAGAACUGCUUGAGCUUGUCCUGGCGGUAUCGCUCGUCCUCCUCCUCAUCAAAGGGAAGCAUCAUGUUGCGCAUGGUAAUAACGGCGUCAACAACGCCGUUUUGGGCACGGAUGAACUCAACGUACUGCUGGGCGAGAAUUUGAAGCUGCUGGUAGUAUUCGCGGACGUCAUCGGCAGACCUCAUUUGGACGCUGCGCCAGGUCCAGGGCAGUUCCCAGCCCUCGUCGCAGGAGAAGCCCUCGAAGAAGAAAGCGUCAUGCAUGUCCCAGGCGAUCAUGAAGUUUUCUUGCUCUCGUGCGCGUUGGGGCCCAUGGUUCUAGCGUUGAGUGAUGCCAUAAUGUCUGCCUCAAUGCGACACAUGUCCUCUGCCGAGAGCCAGGUUUCUGUUUCCAUGUCCAAGACGCAGACCAUAAGAUGGAUUCCUUCGUCGGGAGAAGCCAUCUUGGUUUUUAUCUUCGAGUGGGGAGGAGACUACAAUCUUGUUAGAGAAGUGAGCACUUUUCAGUGA